UCCAUGCAUUCAUCCUCUCUUCUUCCCUAAACCACCCUCCUUGUAAUCCCACCACCGCGCCACGCCACCGCCUCCGAUCACGCAUCAACCGACGCGUUACUAUCGCCUAUCACAACGUUAUAUGAGAUCAAAACCACGCGACCACCACCAUGUCGAAACUGAUGGCGGUUGACCAACGCAACCAGCUCCGGGACAUAUUUAACCGGUUUGACAUGGACUCGGACGGAUCCCUAACGCACCUCGAGCUAGCCGCCCUUUUACGGUCUCUAGGCCUCGAACCCUCGGGUGAUCAAAUCUAUAUGCUUUUUAACAAAAUGGACUCUAAUGGGAAUGGGGCCGUUGAGUUUGAAGAAUUGGUGAAUGCUAUGUCACCAAACAUGAUGACAGAACAAAAUAUCAUUAAUCAAAAACUUCUUUUGAAGGUCUUUCAUUUGUUUGAUCAAGACGGAAACGGGUUCAUCACGCCCUCUGAGCUCGCGCUAGCCAUGGCUAAGAUGGGCCAGCCAUUGACGGAUCGCGAGCUCACCGAGAUGAUUGAAGAAGCGGAUACGGAUGGCGAUGGUGUCAUUAGUUUUAGCGAAUUUGCAAGAGUAAUGGCGAAAUCCGCAGCAGAAUCGUUUGGUUCUCCUGUUCCUUCGCCUUGA
Helianthus annuus (common sunflower) is the source of this 644-nucleotide messenger RNA. Its product is annotated as probable calcium-binding protein CML15. Gene Ontology annotation, molecular function: enzyme regulator activity; calcium ion binding. The transcript has a single exon. The coding region runs from base 150 to 644 and encodes 164 amino acids. Lineage: Eukaryota; Viridiplantae; Streptophyta; Magnoliopsida; Asterales; Asteraceae. The record is from RefSeq and is a predicted model, not a curated record.